AUGUCUACUUCUCCACAAGUUAAACGUGCCCUUUCAGCAUUGUUAAGGGAUCCAGGUAAUGCCAAUUGUGCCGAUUGUAAAGCACAAUCUCAUCCAAGAUGGGCAUCCUGGUCUUUAGGUGUUUUUGUUUGUAUUAAAUGUGCUGGUGUUCACAGAUCCUUGGGUACUCAUAUUUCUAAGGUCAAAUCUGUUGAUCUAGAUACCUGGAAAGAAGAACAUGUUGUUAUGUUAGUCAAAAUGAAAAACAACAAUAACGCAAAUGCAUUGUAUGAAGCUAAAUUACCAGACACCAUGAAAGGUCCAUUAAACGAUAUGGGGAAAUUACAAACUUUUAUCAAGAAUAAAUAUGAAUUUAAAAAAUGGAUGGGCGAUAACACAAAUUUGGUACCAACAGAGACUAACGUUAGUGUUUCAAGUGUAAAUAGUAACAAUAGUAACAAUGCAAACAACCGUUUAGAUAGUCCGUCCAGUGGUUCUUUGAUCGAUGACGCAAGUGACGUAAGUAGCAUUUCUACAAUUGGCCAGGCAAAAAAGGAAAGCGUAAGCAAAAGUAGCAGUUUAUUAGAUUUGCAGUUUUUGUCAUCAAGGGAAAACAUCGAUGGUCCAGGUAGGCCAACUAAUACCCCAGCUGCUAGUAACAUCAGUGUUUCUCAAAGACCAGAUUUGAAGAAAUCUAUUUUAUCUUUGUAUUCAAAACCAGCUGCUACAAACAAAACCCCAUCACAAAAUUCUUUUUUUGCAGGUAAUAGCAUGACAUCAUCUUCAAUUUCAUUAGCAUCAACAACAUCUAUUAAUAAUAACAACCUUAACAUGAAUAAAACGAAUAGUGGCAUGAACUUUAAUAUGAAUAUGCAUCAGAGCAGAUCCACCUCUACAUAUAACAUUGAGGAUGAUGAGUUGAUAAAGAAUGUCUGGAGUAAUUAA
Messenger RNA from Vanderwaltozyma polyspora DSM 70294, 924 nucleotides. RefSeq names its product GTPase-activating protein AGE2 (gene AGE2). Gene Ontology annotation, molecular function: GTPase activator activity. NCBI's taxonomy places the organism in Eukaryota, Fungi, Ascomycota, Saccharomycetes, Saccharomycetales, Saccharomycetaceae. Bases 1 to 924 code for a protein of 307 amino acids. The record is from RefSeq and is a predicted model, not a curated record. The transcript has a single exon. Gene Ontology annotation, cellular component: Golgi apparatus. Gene Ontology annotation, biological process: endocytosis; intra-Golgi vesicle-mediated transport; endoplasmic reticulum to Golgi vesicle-mediated transport.